CGAGGCUAUUUCAUAGGCUAAGUGGAAAAUCCGAGUUUCUACGAAGAGCGGCUUCAGUUUUUCACUCGGACAGGAGCCGUCACCAACCGUUCGUAACGCCACCAUCUUAGUCUUACGAUAUCUAUCAUUACCAAACUGCAAAGAGUGGUGAUAGUUUUCCCGAAGUCGAAGAUGGUUCACCGCUGAUAGUCCUUUUACAGCUUGAAACACAUUCAAUUUGCAGACAUGGACGAGAAAGGGGCGUUCAGGGGAAAUGGUCCCCAAAGGAACCCGAGAAGGACGCCACAAAAACGCACACGGCCUAUAAGUUCCCUGGAAUUAAAGACUAUGCUGAAAGACAAAACUGCAUCAGAAGUUCUCCAAAGAAUCUCUCGUGAAGAUGAAAGUCUGCAAAGACUUUUAAAUGAUACAACCCAAGAUACCAAAAACACAAGACUGAUUGUGCAAGUUCUGAGUAAAGCAUUGGACAACAGUAAUGUGGCACAAGCUGAAGGAGUGAAUGAUGUUGUGCAAACGUUUUUGAAUUCAAACAGUUUUAUUGAAAUCCUUGAAACACAAGUACUGGACGAUCUUGGUUAUGACACCUUGUCUUUAACAGCACUUUUGUACGUGAUGAAAAUUGCUCUACAAAAAUUGCCCAACAAAGCACCCAGAGUUUUAUCAUACUUAGAGAAAGUUCUUGAAAGAAUCGUUACAGAAAGAUAUGCUGGCAAUGCUGGAGUGCAAAGCCUUUUUACAAAUGUGAGCACCCUUAUGCAAGUUCCUCUCCGACGUGUCGAAGAAGAGCAACGAGAACAACAUAGGCAAGAGAUAUUGCAGCAUGAUGCGGAUGUAGACCCCGAUCUGUUUCGAGGGCUGAGCAUUAUUCCAACAGCUGCUGACUUUGACCCUGAACAAGACAUUCAACUACGAGCAAAUAAAGUUAUUGGAGGUUAUGACAACGUGAAUGACUAUUUGGACAUUCAGUUCCGACUUUUGCGGGCUGACUUGAUCCUUCCACUGCGGAAAAACAUUCUCGAGUUCCAGGGUCACGGAGGAGAACAAUAUAAGCAUCACUUCAAAGGAAUGAGGGUGUACUCUCAAGUGCGCAUAGUGAGACCAGUGUGUCAUGAUGUAGGACUUAGCUUCCGGCUGUCCUUUGAUGUUUCCAAGCUACGUGUAAAGUGGGCAGUUUCACAAAGACUUAAGUAUGGUUCCUUGCUGUGCUUGUCAAAUGACAACUUUGCCACAUACCGAUGUGCUGUUGUGGAGAAGAGAGAGGCAAAAGACCUUGCUCUAGGCCUUGUAGAUGUUCAGUUUAUUGUAGGUGGGCACGGGGCAAAUGGAAAUGCUGCAAGACAAGAAGAAUUUAUGAGACUGCUUGAAGAAAGCCGAAAUUGCAGAUAUGUUAUGGUAGAGUCUCCAUCAUACUUUGAAGCAUACAAGUAUGUCUUGCAGGGACUUCAGAACAUAACAGAAGAGAGCUUUCCUUUCUGGCCAUACAUUGGAAGGUGCAGACCUAUGGUUGGUCCCCCGAGGUAUCUUCAGGAGAGAGGUGCUGAUGUCACGUAUGACCUGCGACCUCUUGUUGAUAAUGACUACAUCAUUGAGGAAAAUAAUGACGAGGUUCACACUUUUUCAAGGGAGGCGCAAUUAGUAGCUGCUGUGAAGGUCCAGGAUUUUGACUCAUGGCCCCAUUCAAAUGUGUUUAACCUGGACUUUUCUCAGUUUGCUGCAUUACAGUCUGCCUUCACAAGAGAAUUUUCUGUGAUUCAAGGCCCUCCUGGCACUGGAAAGACGUACAUUGGGCUCAAAGUGCUCAAAGCUUUGCUCCACAAUAAACAUGUCUGGACUGAUGAAGAGGGACAGUCCAACCCAAUACUGCUUGUUUGCUACACAAAUCAUGCACUUGACCAGUUCCUGGAAGGAAUUUUGAAAUUUUUUAAAGGGAAAUUGGUGCGAGUGGGUUCCAGAAGUAAGAGUGAGGUCUUGGAAGAGUACAACCUGAGAAGCUUUCGCAACAGGGCAAGAGAAAACAGAACUGUUCCUAUGGAGAUUCAUCUUGGGAAAAUGGAGGUCAGGCUGAAAAUGAAAGAACUCAAAGCUGAUAUUCAUAAGGAAGCAGCAAAGCUUGAGAUCCUUGAGAGAGAGAUAGUCACAGAGUCCUUUUUGAAAGAAUUUAUACAUGAGGAGCACUUUGAUCAACUGACAAGAAAAACGGAAAGGGGAAAAUCAGUCAUUCCCAGAUGGUUGGGAAUGUCCGAUUAUGAUAAGGAGAAUGAAGAGAGAUAUUGGCAAGAAUGGAGACAGAGGCUCCAAAUGGGUGCAGUAGGUGAACAUGUCCACAGACAGAUCCAGGGACAAACUGGACAUGGUCAAGGUGCAAUGGUGCAACCUGAAAAUGAGGAAGAUGAAGAGUAUCUGGACAUUGAUCUAUUUGGGGAAGUUGAUGCUGAAGUGCAGCGAAUGCAGAGUGUGGAUGUGGAUGAUAGUGAUUCAGAUCAAGAUGAGAUUUUUGAAGACACUGAUUUAUUUGACGAGCUUCUCAAUGGACUGGGAAAUGAUCAUUUUGAGAAAGUGAGACAGGUCAACAAAAAACUUGAUGAUGUUGAUGUGUUCACUGAAUUGAUCCGCAAUAAAAAUAUUGCUUUCAAUAUCAGUGACUAUGGUGAUGAAGAAAUGCCCCGGAAUCUUAAGAAAGAGGAAAAAAAGCACUGGAGAGAUAUAGCCCAGAUGAAGAAGCAAUAUAAACAGAUAUUACUUGGACAUCUACAGAAAACAGACAUGGUGGAUGAGGAAGAGGCAUUGCAGAUCUACAAUCCCUGGAGAAUCAGGAGGAGUGAUAGAUGGAGACUGUAUCGUUAUUGGGUGGAUAUCUACUGUCGCCAGCUACGUGUAGAGAUCAGAGACAAGUCUCAAGAGUUUGAGCGGUUGGCAAGACGCUAUCAAGAAAUUCUACACCAAGAGGACAAGGCGAUUCUGGAGAAGGCCACUGUGAUUGGCAUGACCAGCACGACAGCAGCAAGGUACCAGGCUGUUUUAAGAGAGAUCGGCCCUAAGAUUGUCAUCGUGGAAGAGGCUGCGGAAGUUCUUGAGGGCCAUGUUGUCACCUCUCUAAGUGCUGAAAGUCAGCAUGUCAUUCUCAUCGGAGAUCACAAACAGUUGCGACCGAAUCCAUCCGUCCACAAACUGAAGACGGAUUAUGGCUUUGAUAUUUCACUCUUUGAGAGGCUCGUGAACAAUGGGUUUCCCUUUGACUGUUUGAAGUACCAACAUCGCAUGAGGCCUGAGAUCUCCCAGCUUCUGAGGGUUAAGGAUCUGUAUCCUGAUCUGCUUGAUCAUGAAAGUGUCAAAACCUUUGAGCAUGUGUCUCGGUUAGAAAGAGAUGUUCAUUUUAUCCACCAUGAUUUCAUGGAAAGUCAGGAGGAAGACACAAAAACCUACUGCAAUGGGUAUGAAGCACGUUACUUGGCAGAACUGCUACUCUAUCUUCUUCAUCAGGGCUACUGUUCAAAGCAGAUCACCAUUCUGUCUCCCUAUGCUGGCCAAGUUCACUUGAUCAAAAAAGUAGUGGAAGAAGUAACCCCAACAAAGGCCAUGGGUUUGAGAGUCAAGGGUUUAAAGGUGAUCUCUGUGGACAACUAUCAAGGAGAAGAGAAUGAUAUUGUCCUCCUCUCCAUGGUAAGGUCAAAUCCAAAUGAUGACAUUGGUUUUCUCAAGAUGAAUAACCGAAUUUGCGUUGCUCUCUCUCGUGCGAAGGUUGGCUUGUUUGUGAUUGGAAAUUUUUUGGGUUUGAGCAAAUCGAGCACAAUGUUUCAAGAAAUAUUGGCUAUUGCAAGGCAACAAGAGCUGAUUGGGCCCCUUGUCCACUACUGUCUCCAUCAUCGCCAGCAGAAAACUACAAUCAACGGGCCGGAUGACUUCGAGAAGGUUCCAGAAGGAGGUUGCCAGCUACCGUGUAGUAUUAGACUGGACUGUGGUCACAAGUGCCCAAGAGUCUGCCACACAGAUGAUCCAGAGCACAAGCAUGUUAAGUGCACUGAACAAUGUGGCGUAUUCUGUGAGAAGUGUCAGAAAACAUGCCCUGGAGGUCACCAGUGUGGAAGACAUACGAUGUGCCAGAAUCUGGUUCAGAAGAGAAUCCCAAAUUGUGGUCAUGACCAACUGGUCCCGUGUUAUAUGGAGGUCAACCAGUUUGAAUGUAAGGGAAAAUGUAAACAGUUGCUGCCCUGUAGACAUCUGUGUGGCCGCCAGUGUGGCUCUCCUCAUCUUCAUUCAGGAAAUGCCUGCAGCAUUCUUGUGAAGGUUCGUCCAGAACAUUGUGGCCAUGAAAGCUUUGACCUGGAAUGCAGAAAAGCGCGAGGGGAGGUAACUCUUGAGUGCCCAAAGGCCUGUGGUGCAGUUCUCGAAUGUGGCCACCUCUGUUCAGGAACCUGUGGACGGUGCCAAAAUGGCCGACUGCAUGUCAACUGUGAAGAGCCGUGUCCGAAAAUUCUCAUCUGUGGACAUGCGUGCAGAGCCAAAUGUAGUGACUGCCCUCCUUGCACCUUGCCUUGUGAGAAUGCUUGUUGCCAUUCAAAGUGUCCAAAGGCGUGUGGGGCGCCAUGUGCAUCUUGUCUGGAGCCGUGUAUGUGGAGGUGUGAGCAUGCUGGUUGCCAGGAACGAUGUUGCCAGCCAUGUGAACGGCCUCCAUGUAACAUGCGGUGCAAGAAAAUUCUGCAGUGCAGACACAGGUGCUGUGGCUUGUGUGGGGAGAAAUGCCCAAGAUUGUGUGUGAUCUGUCAUAAACAGGAGCUGAUAGACACCAGUCUCCUGGGCUAUGACGGGGACCCUGACACUCUGUUUAUAGAGCUGGAUUGUGGUCAUGUGUUAGAAGUGGACUUUGUGGACCAGUGGAUGGUCACUUCAACCAGCUCAAGUGAGGAAGAAAGCGAUCAACUGGCUAUAGCAAUGAAGGCUUGCCCAUUAUGCAAGUCUGUGAUUCGGAAGUGUCCUCGUUACAAUAAGCAGAUCAAGGAAAUCUUGCGACUGAUUGAGAGAGUUAAAAGGAAGUACAUUGGAGAUAAUGAGAGACUGGAUCGACUGAAGAGACAGAGGGAUGACAUUGCAAGGACCCUGGGAGGUCAAGAUGGUUUAGCUGUUGACAAGUUCAUCGCUGACGGAGGCAAACUCUUGUCCCUGACAAUCUUGGAGGCCCAGAUCAACCAAAUUCGCCUGUUCCAGCAGCUUUGUGCUUUGACACGUAAGGCAGAUGAGGGACAGAUCAAGUGGGGAGGAGGAGAAAGUGCUGAUACAUUCAGAGCCAUCAUUUCUGAUCUGCAGAAUUUCAAAGCUUGGACUUUGCAGAAACGAUCCUUGUUCUCACCUCAGAAUAACCUUGAUGCUCGGAGGGAACAUGGGCGUCUCAGUAUUCUGUUGGAUCUAAGGAGACUUGAAUUUACAAUAGAAGAUUACGGAGUGCAUUCUCAGAUACCAGUGAGACUGAUGAUCUUGCUAGGACAAAGUCUCGGGAAGCUGAAGAGGUACGGGGCUGCUACUGACAAGGAUAUUGAUGAGAGCAGACAACUGUGCGAGAAUCUGCGGAAAAGUGUACCUGAAUCCAAUAUUGCUUUGACCAGUGCAGAAAAAUUGGAAAUUGUCAAAGCUAUGGGCCUGACAAAGGGAGCCUGGUACAAAUGUCUAAAAGGCCAUAUCUAUGCUAUUGGAGAGUGUGGCCAAGCUAUGGAAGAAUCCAGGUGUCCGGAAUGCAAAUCCACCAUUGGAGGAAGGGACCAUAGACUUAAUGCAAGCAAUGCCUGGGCCCCUGAGAUGGACAAUGCUGAAGUUCCAAUCUCACGAAACUUUGAAGCAGACCAUGCUUUAGCUCAAAUGAUGCAAAGGCAACUAAAUGAUCAGUUUGGAGAUGUCUAAACGGAGUUACCAGUGUGGCUGCCGUUCAACUGCAGACUGUCUCAAGGUUUGAAGACUUCCAUUGUAGAUCGAGACGAUCUAGUACAGCCCUACAAUGUGUUAUGGGAUACUGACUAAAGAAGUCUUGACAGAUUCCUUUGGCUUCUGGUGUAUUUGAUAGCUUGAACUUUAUGAGUACACUUGUGUGAUAAAGGAAUUUAUAAGGAAGAGAUCAUGGUAUUUGACUGUGUAAUGUUGCCAUAAUAGAUCCUCUUGUUUCAUUAAUAAUAAUUUCUAAAUGAUUCAUAUUAUAAUGCUAUUUCUUGUGUGUCAUUACUGUUUGAAAUGUAAUUUUGACAAUCGAUUUGUAUAGAUAACAAGUUAAAAAAAAGUAAACUCUGCCCCUACAGCAAAUGCUGAUGUCUAUUCAAGUUCAUACAUAGGCUAUAGGUGUUGCUCUUCAGGGUGUCAUUAUUGUGCAUGUUGACGAUUUUAUCUCACAGAUGAGCAGUAUGAUGUGCUUUGAUUAUUUAACUUUUUAAUGUACAUAUUGGAAGUGUUGUCAGAUGCAAUCUGUAUUUUUUUCUCUCAAAUAUAAUAUGAAAUGUCAUAUAUUAAAAUAAUGAUCAUUCAUAUUGAGAGUGCUGUUACAUAUAAUAUGUACAAACUACCUAGUGGACGAACAUGACCAUGAUGAUGGAAAGACAUCAAACUACCAGCUGACGGUAGUCUUUAGUGAACCCGGGAGAGCUGUCCAGUAAGCAUCAUUUAUGGAAAAUAUCUCAGAUGUGAAGAUGGCGCAAGGCUUUUCAUUGCUAAGUACCUACAAACCGAUGAAUAGAAGGGCACAGCUUGUUCACUCAACAGGUGAGGGAACCUCUCUUAGCGUGAGCUACCUUUCCCCUUAUGAGCUCUGAACACUCGCCUAAUCUUGCGGUAGUGUAAAUCUAGCUGUCAACUGAAGGGAGCUCAGGUGUUUGGGUCCUCUAGGUUUAGGAUUAGGGCUCAACAGUGUUAGAACUUCCACAAUAUGGGCAAGAAGGCAUAUGUAAGGCAGUAAGGUGAAAUCGGGCGCUCAUUAAAAUAAUCAAAGUGAAAAAACUGGGAUUUUUCCGCUGGUUUGGGAAUUUUUAUAAUUGAAUUUUUUUUUUUUUGGCUUCACACCUCUCUAAAGAACACAGGAUUUUACUGAAAAACUUUGAUUAAAGGCACAAAAAAUGUAAAUUUUCAGUUUCCACGGACUCGCAAGCUAAGGAAAUACCUAAUUUUUUCACUAAUUCAUGUUUUUCUUCUUUCUGAUCCUCAUACCUUUUUUUUGAUGCACAAUAAUUUUCCACCAAAUGCUUUGGUAAUGGUCUUAUUGUUUACUUGGAGCUUUGCAUUCUAAAAAAAUAGCUUGUGUGACAUAAUCCUGUAAAAAUCAUGUGUAAUGCUUGCUAGUCUUUUUUGUUCGAAGCUGAGAAAAAAAAUUAUUAUUACUGUCACAAAUGCUUGAAUUUUGAAUGAUGGUGCACCAUCAUAUUCAAAUGUGUUGAAACUGUACAUUCCAACUCGCUGUUUAAAGUCAUCGGCUGAC
This is a messenger RNA of Aplysia californica (California sea hare), 7444 nucleotides long. Its product is annotated as NFX1-type zinc finger-containing protein 1. The record is from RefSeq and is a predicted model, not a curated record. NCBI's taxonomy places the organism in Eukaryota, Metazoa, Mollusca, Gastropoda, Aplysiida, Aplysiidae. Gene Ontology annotation, molecular function: helicase activity. Gene Ontology annotation, biological process: regulatory ncRNA-mediated heterochromatin formation. The transcript has 14 exons. Gene Ontology annotation, cellular component: nuclear RNA-directed RNA polymerase complex. The coding region runs from base 226 to 5889 and encodes 1887 amino acids.